AUGGUAAUUACCAUGAGAUCUUUACCUAUUAAGAGAUGCAGUUAUUGGUCUGAAAGGAGAAGGCUUGAGAUUGCUGGGUUGAUGUCGUCUGUUUUAAGAGCUCAUUUAAAUGCAUAUGAUCCAGUCCUUUCAAUGACAUUGAGAUAUUUGAUAAGCAUACAUAAAGAAUUUUGCUUUCGUCAAGGAAUCUCAUCACCGAUUUCAGAUCUUGAUGAGAGGUUGCUCCUGGAGGAACGCGAUCCUGCUGCUACACUGCGGGAAAGUUUGUAUGAAGCACCUCCAUUUGAUGAGGUGGAUAUACAAGCCCUAGCCCAUGCUGUAGAGCUCACAAGACAGGGUGCUAUUGACAGCCUGAAAUUUGCUAGAGGGGAUUUAUUUCAAGCAUUUCAGACAGAUGGAUCAAAAGCAGAAGCAGACGAGGAGAGUAGGAAUGAGUUAUGUCGGAUGAGGUUGGAUCUUUCCAUGGUCGAUGAACUUGUUCGAGAGUAUUGUGUUUAUAGGGGUAUUGUGGACUCUGGUCUUACACCCCCAGCAGCAGGAACGCAAGCUGCAUUGGGGUCUGGAGCAGUAAGUCGAGCACAGCCUGGACAUUGUUCUCCAGGAAGCUGUUCCCUUGAUGUUCUGUCUUCAACCAGCAAACAUUCAGAUGGUGAAACUUCCAUUAGUAAUGCUCACACAGAUGGUUCUCCUGACAUGAAUAUUGAUGUGAUACUGAAGAACGGUACUCUUGUGAGACCAGAAAUAGUCACGAAGACUGUUGCACUAGUGGAACUCACCUUCCUGAAAGUUCAAGGUUGUUACAACGAAGUAGAAGCCAUGGACUUGGAGAAAGGAGCAAACGCAAGCGCUGGAGGGGUAGACAAGAGAAAUAUGAUGUCAUUCAUGAAGUCCCCAGUGGAAAUAGUAAGCAAGAACUUAGCAAUACCACUUCACUGGUAA
This is a messenger RNA of Thlaspi arvense, 939 nucleotides long. The record is from the annotation of a GenBank genome assembly. NCBI's taxonomy places the organism in Eukaryota, Viridiplantae, Streptophyta, Magnoliopsida, Brassicales, Brassicaceae.